This is a messenger RNA of Sorghum bicolor (sorghum), 3207 nucleotides long. RefSeq lists its product as uncharacterized. Bases 35 to 2626 code for a protein of 863 amino acids. The transcript is spliced from 5 exons. The record is from RefSeq and is a predicted model, not a curated record. Lineage: Eukaryota; Viridiplantae; Streptophyta; Magnoliopsida; Poales; Poaceae.
CCGACCAAGCCUCCACCCCGUCUCCCACCGCGCCAUGGCCGCCGCCUCUCCUCCCGCUCCCGCCUCCUCAUCUCCGCCUCCUCCCGCCGCACCCGACGGCGACGGGGACGGGGCUGGGUGCGGCGCCGCCCGCUGCUCCUCGCCCACGCCCGCGCAACGCAGGAGGACCUCCCCCAACCGCAGCGGCGGGAGCGCCCGCAAGAGUCCGGGGUCAAGAGAUUUUGCAGGAGGUUCAGUUUUAAAAUCUGUGAAUAAGUCAACAUUGCACUUCAAGAAAUCUAGGAAUCGCAGAAGUGGUUCCCCUAACAACUGGACCCCUCGGAAGAAGACUGAAUCAUACAUGAAGAGAAAGAUCAAGCAUCUUCAGGAAGCUGAUGGAAUGACUGCGUCCCUCCAUGAGACUCUAGGAAAUGCAAAUCCUCACUAUACUAGGAUGGCAAGGGAGAAGAUAGCAGCGAGAGAGGCAGCCAGAAAGGCAACAGAUGCUCGCAAAGCUGCUAUGGUUGAAGCUUCAUGGUGCAGAAUUCUUCGAGCGGCCAGGAUCCAAAAUAAAAAUGCUGAAGAAGUUAUGGAGAAAGCCAUGCUACAUGCGACUGAAGCAUUUGAGGAAGCUCGAGCAAUGGGUGUGAUGAUGUAUGACAGACCUGACUGUCCACAUCAGCAGUAUGAGGUGGAAUCAUCGUCGCAUACUGGAGCACAAUCAACCCAUAAAGUUACCGCAUCAUUUCAGACAGCUUUUCAGGUUGAUAUGGAGGUUUCUGCUGCAGUCAAAAAGGCAUUUGUUCAACUUGCAAACUCUCCAGAUUCAGCAAAGAGAGAAGAGUUUAAGGAGCUAUUAUGGAAAAUCAGCCAAAAUCCUGAUUUCGCAGAGACUGGUGAGAAUUCUGAAGAUAAACAGCAGCUGGUUGACUGUAGUAAUGAAGAUACAAGUGUGUUGAAACUCAAUAAAGAAAACAUCAGCAGCAGAUGUGUUUCUUCUGAUUUCAAUACCACAAAAGUUCAAGAAUCAAUAGAUGUUGUUAACAUUAUGCUUGAAAGGCUAAAAGCUCUUCAUGAAGAAGAGCUUGCCUCCUUAGCAGUCAUUGUAGCUACAUCUGGCCUUAAUGCUGCACUUCAAAAUGAAAGAAGCAAAUAUCAUGAAACAGGCGCUGAAAACAACAUUCGUGCUGGGUCACUCAGAUCACAAGCAAGGAGGUAUUCUACUGCAGCAAGUUUUAUUGGUGUCCAAGGACCAAAGAAAGAAGUCACUUCUGAGUUACCAAGUCUGGAUAAGUUCUUGGUGAAGCAUCUUUCAAAACUUGAAAGAGAAGUUCAGGAAGCAAGAGAAGCAAGCAGAAAAUCCAUUUCAGUAAAGUCUGUCACACAAGGUGCCCACAGCCAAUUUACAGUCAGCAAUGCAAAGGCGCCAGAAUCAACUUCAGACCUCAGCAGCAUUCUGGUGAAGCAUGUGUCUAAGCUCGAGAAGGAGAUCCUGGAAGCAAAGAAGAUCAACCAAAGAAUUCACCAGGUGGAAGGAAGUUGCGAGGAUGUCAAAUUAAAUGACAAACAAUUAGAAUUUAACAAGAUUCAACCAGAAGCUGAAAAUAACUGUGAUUUAAAGGGAAGCUGUGAAUCCAAGGGAUCCUUUAAAGACAGCAAUCGCAUAGAAGAUAAUUAUGAUUGUGUGCAAGAAGACAAAGAGAACAAAAUUUGGUAUUCACGUCAGCUACCACCCUCUGGUGCAAAGAGCAAACAGGGUGGCAAGAGGUUAACUCGAGUUGAAGCUGCUAGGCUGGAAGCACUUAAAUCAUUUUGUACCAUAGAUGGCAACACAUUAGAUGCUGGCCUGGACAAGAUCUUCAUUAAGCCAAUCCAUAGAUUGGAGAAGGAAAAGAGGGAAGCACGUGAAGGACAAAUCAAUGUGCAGAAACAUCCCCAGAAGCUUGGUCAAAGCGCAACUGUGACAGAGGGUGGCUUAGAUGAUAUCUUAGUGAAGCAUGUCUCAAGGCUGGAAAGAGAAAAGAUUGACUACCAAAAGAGGGACGCACUGGGAGAAGGAUGGAACAAUGUGCCACAUGAUCAGCGGAGGAAUGAUAACAGUGGCAAAUCAUCUGAUAGUUUAGAUCAAGUCUUAGUGAAGCAUGUAAGUCGACUGGAAAGGGAAAAGUUGGAAUAUGAAAAGAGGAAUGCACUAGGAGGAGAAAGCAGUGUGCAGGAUAACAAGGAAAUGCACUGUAACAAUGCUGCAGCUUCUGACAGUUUAGAUCAAAUCUUAGUGAAACAUGUCUCCAGACUUGAAAAGGAGAAGAUAGAGCAUGAAAAGGAUGGUGGUAUGAUCCUGCUAAAGAAGAGUCAAAGACAUUGUACAAAUGAAGCUGCGGGAAGCCUGGCUGACAUCUUUGUCAAGCGUCCAACGAAGCUUGAGCAGGCGAAACUGGCUUCUGCUGCCGAGGAAAAACCAGCUAGUGGCUUAAACCCUGUCGAAGAGCGUAGAAGAGCUAGACAGAAGGAGCUUCUGGAUGCGUGGGGAGGAAUGGGUCUGGGGAACUCGAUGAAGCCCCAUGUAUCCAAGAUUGAGAGGGAUAAGGCUGCUUGGAGGAUAGCUGAGGAUGAACAGAAGCAGAUGGCUGCUGCAAGGGAGCCAUGACUUCACUGAACCUGGACAAAUAUCUGAUGCAUUGUGCUCCAGCUUGGAGGAAAAUGCAUCCUCUGAAAUCUGAACUCCUUCCUUUUGCUUAAGACAACUGACAGUUGUUUGGGAGGAUGAGAUGUGAAGGGCGUCAUGACCUGUACCAGUGCUGCAAAGCGUGACACUGUCAACAGGUUACAUAGAUCGUAUCCCCUUUAUAUUUGUUGUUGCCUCUGGUACAAUCUCCUUCGGUUGUUGCUCCCUUGUAAUUACGUAUUAUUGUCCAAUUCUCCAGCAUAUAAUUGGGAGCAAGUUCAAGUGAAAUCAACUCUUUUGGAGAUGAUGAACAAAAAGGCCCAAUGCAGUUUCCUAGCUGCAGUUACUAACUGCUGUGGCCUAUAUAGAUACUGUUAUUUUUUUCUCUUUUGUCAACACCCGGCGUAGAUUCUGCGCAUACAUGCAACAUUUCUGGUUGCUCUUGCAUUUCCUCAUGACGGAUGAACAACGCGCAAAAUGGCCAAAUGAAUAUUUUCGCGUUGCGCGUUGUCUUUUUGACCUUGAGCCCUUGAGGCAGCUUUGCCAUGAUAACUGUUUGCAUA